AUGAAGAUUUAUGGCUUGGAGCUUCCCUUUGGCAGCAAGCACCAUGCUCUGCGAAAGAAUACACCAAUGAUAGUCCUGAUGGUAACCCUUGCUCUUGUUCUUUUCACAAUUUUUCCUCUAUGUUACCCUUUGCUAGGGUACCCUUUAUAUUUAUUGAAAAAUAUUUCGAAGUCACAAAUCUCAAUAUCGGCAUCAUCUUAUGUUUCUGUGGAAUAUGGAUCCUUGUAUGUGCAUGCAAGUGAGCAGAAAUGUGACAUAUUCACUGGAGAAUGGAUACCAAAUCCUAAUGCCCCAUAUUACACAAACACAACAUGUUGGGCAAUACACGAGCAUCAAAAUUGCAUGAAAUAUGGAAGACCCGAUACAGGGUUCAUGAAAUGGAGAUGGCAACCAGAUGGAUGUGAGCUGCCUAUUUUUAACCCAGCUCAGUUCCUUGAAAUUGUUAGAGGCAAGUCCAUGGCGUUUGUUGGAGACUCUGUGGGUAGAAACCAAAUGCAGUCCUUAAUCUGCCUUCUAUCUAGGGUGGAAUAUCCCAUUGAUGUUUCAUAUACACCAGAUGACUAUUUCAAACGUUGGAGGUACCCAUCAUACAAUUUCACCCUUGCAACAUUUUGGACACCCCAUUUGGUUAAGGCUGAAGAAGCAGAUGCCAAUGGACCUACUCAAACUGGCCUCUUCAAUCUCUACCUUGAUGAAUUUGAUGAAGGAUGGACAUCCCAGAUAGAGGAAUUUGAUUAUGUGAUCAUCAAUGCAGGCCAUUGGUUCUAUCGUCCAUGUGUUUACUAUGAAAAUCGCCAAGUAGUUGGUUGUCGAUUUUGCCUCCUAGAAAAUGUGACAGACUUGCCUAUGUAUUUUGGGUAUAGAAAGGCAUUUAGGACAGCUUUUAGAGCUAUUAAUAGCUUAGAAAAUUACAAGGGUAUAACAUUUUUGAGGACAUUUGCACCACCGCACUUUGAAAAUGGGGAAUGGGAUAACGGUGGUGAUUGCGUGAGAAGAAGGCCUUUUAGAAGCAAUGAGACAAGUUUGGAGGGUGUAAAUUUUGAGCUUUACAUGACACAAUUGGAGGAGUUUAAGCUUGCAGAGAAGGAAGGAAAAAAGAGGGGCUUGAAAUUUAGGUUAUUGGACACUACACAAGCUAUGUUGUUGAGGCCAGAUGGUCACCCUAGUAGGUAUGGGCAUUGGCCUCAUGAAAACGUGACAUUGUAUAAUGACUGCGUGCAUUGGUGCUUGCCUGGACCGAUUGAUGCGUGGAAUGAUUUCUUGCUGGAGAUGUUGAAGAUGGAGGGUGUGAGAUCAUAUGAGGAGAAGCUUGAUUUAAGUGAGAGAAAAAUGAAGUUAAGAUGA
This is a messenger RNA of Dovyalis caffra, 1344 nucleotides long. The record is from the annotation of a GenBank genome assembly. Lineage: Eukaryota; Viridiplantae; Streptophyta; Magnoliopsida; Malpighiales; Salicaceae.